GAGACCGCCGCGGGUUCGAAGAGCUGCUGGCGCAAAAGCUCGGCCGCGACGACCCCUACGCCGGGGAGGGGCGGGCAAGAGGAGCUGCUGGGCGGGACGAAAUAAAGCUUCACCAGGAUGAACAGGACGACCGGUACUACGGGCAUUACUACGCCCACCGGUCCGACGGGGUGUUGCUCCGGGAGGGUCAUUUAGACGAGCAUCUGGAGUUGGACGCGAAUGGACAGCCGGUCGUCGGUCGGGAGUACGAUCUGGAAUCGCUGGCGGAAUCCUUGACAGCGAAAGACGGGGGCGACGCGGCGGUGCGGUACCCGAAUCACCCGGCGACCAGGUACGAUAUCUGGAACCCGCGGCCGGGUGGGCGUCUGAUGAAUAAAAGUGGAACAUCAACAUCACGGGCGAGAAGCGGCAGUGACGCUGCUGCGAGAGGACAGCGCGACCAAAGCAAGUCGCGGAGCCAGAGCAGAGAGGCGCGAAGCGGCAGUAGACCUGGCAGCUCUUCCUCUGCAACGAGACCUGGGGCAGCCGCAGCGUCCUCCUCGUCUCCGUCCUCCAGUAAGAAGACUCCUCCACCGUACCUCGCCAGUUACCUCGCCGGGGCGAAGAACAUUGCGGAGUACGGGCUGCGUGGGUGGAAGCAAUCGACGGCCGACGCUAACGUGUUGAACGACGCCAAUUUGUCGAGUGCGGAGAAAAUCGAGAAGCUUUUCGGCUUGCGACUGAACUUCAAGGACUUUCCCCGGGUGAGAGUGACAAAAGUCCUACCUGACACCCGCGCGAUGAAAGCCCAGGUGGUCGAGGGGGAUCUCCUCCUCGCCGUGUGCAAUUCGAGGAUAACCAGCAUCGUGGUGUGGCCGCCCGAAGGUGGUGCGGGAGAUAACUCGUCUUCAUCCGCGCCGGCGGACUACGGGGAAAAGCAGAUCAUCCGCCGCAUCAAGAAGGGCGACGUCGCGGUUUCCUUUGUUCUGCUCCGACAGAAAUACGAGUUCCGGUACUUGCAGCUCCGCGCGGACGCCCCGGAUUUCGAGAUGACGGUGGAGAAGGGGAAAGUGAGACAGGUAAAGCCCGGCGGGUACGCGGACCGACGCGGGCUGCAAGUGGGCGACACGGUCAUUCUCGCGAAUGACACCCUGGCGGAAAAAGACAUGGACAAAAUUGACGCAAUGUGCAAGAAGGACGGGCGCCCGCGGCCGGCGUUUUUGUUGUUCCGCAGAAGCAGUGGGGACUUUGGGGAAAAGGCACUGCAACGGGAAGUGGAUGUCUUUCGCUUCAUCCCGGGAUUGACAAACAAGGACAGCUCUGGGACCUUUCCGCGGAAACCAGCAAGCGGAAAUGUUGAGCAAAGCACGAGAACGGGCAGCGGUGCUGGUGCAACAUCUAGAAGCAGCUCCACUAAACCUGGGAUCGCGACAAGUUCGAGCGCUGCUGGAGGUCGAGAUUCGUCCUCUGGUAAUAAUAAGUCGGGAACAACAGGAGGCGCAAGUACUAUGGCGGCAAGUACCAAAUCAACCUCUUCCUCAAGCUCGCCUCCCUUCCUGCUCAGCUACUUGGCGGGCGUGAGUUGGUCCAAAAUCAGCGAAUACGGUAUGACGGGGUGGCAGCAAAGCACCCCACCGGAUCCGGAGGUUUUGAACGACAACAGCCUUUCGAGCAACGAGAAGCUGGAAAAGUUGUUCGGAAUGAAACUCGACGAAAAUUUCAAAGACUUUCCCAAAGUUCGAGUCUCCAAAGUCACGGACCCGAGCAGCCGGGCGGGAAAAGCGAAGGUCGUGGAGGGGGACCUUCUGGUGGCGGUGUGUAACUCCAGAAUCACCUCCGUUGUCUCUGCGGGGGCAAACAAAGCAGACCCGAUUUCCGCGAUAAUCGAUCGGGUGAGACAGAGCAGUAAAGUCGGCUUUUUGUUCGUCCGUGCGAAGUACGCAGGUCGGUACCUACAGCUGAAAGCCGACGUUGCGGCGCUCGACAUGACGGUUCAGGGUGGAAAAGUGCGGGAAAUCGUUCCCAAUGGCUGGGCGGCACGGCGGGGGCUGCAAGUUGGCGAUUCGAUUCAGCUGGCGAAUGAUGUUUUGGCGGAGAAGGAUGUGUCGAAAAUCGAUACAGUGUGUGCCUCGGACGGGAAGCCCAGACCGGUGUUUUUGCUGUUUCGCCGCAGCUCCGGCGACUUCCCCGAAGAAGCGAGGGCCAGGGAGGUGGAUGUGUCGAGGCCACUGGCGUAGUGGUAGUGAACAUAGCAUUUUAAUUAGCAAUCUUCUUGUUCUUCAGCUAUCACGGAGGUUCGAUGAAAAUUAAUAGUGAACGAAUGCAGUUGCGAAGUAAAGUAGCCGGACUGUGGUCAUUCCGCCUGUGGCGCCUGCGCCGUCGUGAUCUGAACUAUUUUCUACUUCCAUGUCGGAGUCUGAAUUCAUC
Molecule: messenger RNA, 2406 nt
Organism: Amoebophrya sp. A120
Lineage: Eukaryota; Dinophyceae; Syndiniales; Amoebophryaceae
Source: the annotation of a GenBank genome assembly